AUGACCGACACGGCUACAAUUUCGCCAGGCGAUGUGGACGCCAUUGUGGAUGCUUUCAAUGGUCUCCUCAAGCCCCACGGCUUUCAGGUGCAUCCGUUCCUCGUCAGCUGGUACAACGAAUUCUGCUCACCACCUGCCUACGAGCAGUUUGCUUGGCCCAAACAAUUCUCGCCCCUGGAUCCCCUCGACCGUUCUGUCUAUCUGCGUAUCACACAUGCAAUGCGCACCUUUUCCGACCAUCUCCCCCUCGAUGAACAUCACCACCUGGAGGGCGUAAUAGAACAGAUUAAAAGGUGUCACUGGCUGCCAGACUAUGCCCUUCGACCCGUAACUAGGAUGCCACUGGUCUCAGAUAAGCCACAGUAUCUUUGA
This is a messenger RNA of Dibothriocephalus latus, 372 nucleotides long. Lineage: Eukaryota; Metazoa; Platyhelminthes; Cestoda; Diphyllobothriidea; Diphyllobothriidae. The record is from the annotation of a GenBank genome assembly.